AUGGCCCUUCUCUCCCUGGUCCUGCUCCUGGCCUGCCUGGGUGGUACUUUGAGCCACCGGUUGCAGGCGCUGCGGGCGGCCUGGGCGGUGGAAGAGACCGGCGCAGAGCAAAUUCAGGGCGAGCUGCUCAAGACGCUGCCGGAAAGAGGGUUUUCCCUGGGAGGUUACCCCAUCUUCAGGCCGCCCCGAGAACGGAGCGUCCUCUUUCUGCAAGGGGCCUUGGAUGCGGGAGCCGGCAACGCUACUUGCCAGCAACAGUUGGGCGGACUCCUGAGAGCUCUCAUCGCUGCCUGUGUCGAAAAGGUACCGGGUGGACAGGUGGAAAAGGCAUUGAACGAUAUGUUCUUCCCUGGAUUGAAGCCGAAGACCUGCACGGAGAGUGUCGAAGACAUCUUCCUUCACGGCGAGGACUUGGUCGGCGCCUAUCGCGUGCCCCAGGAGCAGAUGCUAAAUCUCAAGGUGCCAGAGGCGACUCUACCCUUAGUGCAGAGCCUGCAUUUCCUUACCUGGUGGCUCGUGCCACUGGCGAUUGCCAAAAAGGACGCACUUAUUUGGGCUGGUUUCUGGACGAAUCCUCAGGAUCCACAAGGCAGCGAGAGCAGGACCUCGCGCCAGAAACUCUCCGAGUUUGCGUUGCGAACCGAGCACGACACUGUGCAUCCUGACACAGUUCUGGGAACUCUCGUCGAAAAGCAUGGAAUGUUGGACCACUGCUCCGACACCACGGGGAAGGAACUGGCGGACAACAUGUGGAAGCUGGCAAGCUUUGCCUUCGUCUCCGGCAUGCGAGAGAAAGGUCAGAACGCCAUCGUUGCUUUGGUGAAUAAGGCGUUUGAGGGCGAGCGCUCCUUGCAAAGGUCAGUUCUCUUCAAAUACGAGGUGCCGACGCUGGGGCUUGCGGCGUGGGGCCUGGGCUACUGGUCUCCCACCGUGCUCCUCAUCGACUUGAAAGGCACGUGUGCCCGGACGAGCCCGGCGCUGCGCAGGCAGAUGUUUGGAGCUCUGAAACCUUGGUUUUUUGACAAAAAGAAGGAGUUCUGGAGCGCAAGCGAUUUUUGCACCAGGUCUCGCCUCACCUGGCAGUGCAUGGACUGUCCGGAGUCCAACUGCGAACUCGAUGAGCGCCUGGCCCGGUGGGUGAAAGGCUUCCAGGAGGCGAAAAUGAAGCAACACAAGAAAGACGAUGAACUGGCCGACGCAACAUGCUUCCGCAGGGAUGACGUGGUGGGUCGCUUGCUGGAGGAAAAGGCAGACCUUCGCUACCAGGAGCCCUUUGGAGGCAACACCGCCCUGCACCACGCGGCGCAGCACGGGGGUGUGGCAAUGGUAGAGCUUCUGCUCAUGAAGAAUGCCGACGUCCAUGCCAGGGAUAAGUUUGGCAACACCCCGCUGCAUCUGGCCAUCUCAUACUUUGCAGUUGGCAGGGGAAUUGAUCAUCCUGCGCUUGGCAGGAGGAACUACAAGCUUGCGAAGGACAUGGUACACGUACUCUUGAAGGGCAAGGCAGAUGUGCAGGCCCGGGAUGACGAGGGAAGGACUGCCCUCCAACUGGCGCACGAGCAGGGCGACAAGCUGGAUCCUGCCAUGGUGCAAUUGCUGCAGAAGUGGAAACAGGACGUUCCGGAACAUCCUCUAACAUGA
Symbiodinium necroappetens is the source of this 1641-nucleotide messenger RNA. The record is from the annotation of a GenBank genome assembly. Lineage: Eukaryota; Dinophyceae; Suessiales; Symbiodiniaceae.